CUUAGUUGCAGUAGUUGCAGCUAUGACGUCCUAUGCCAAGGGCGACAAAGUGGAGGUUUGGAGUAACUCCCAAAAGGCAUGGUGCACAGAUGGUCUUGUUCUCGAGGCCCCUCACAUUGAUUGCGAGAUCGAUGGAUACGCGAUUCCUGCAGGUGCGGUCAAAGUAACCUCAUCUGCUGGAACCAAAUGGAUUCUGCCUGACCAAGUGGCAGAGGUUCUCCGAAAGGUGCAAGGCGAUGGAUUGGAUCCCCUGCCCACUCCGGCCUUAACUGGGCCUUCUUCACCGCCUGGAAAGGAAACGAGGUCUGGCAUGUGCAAAAUGGGCUGCAGCCGGCCAGUGCAGCCCGGAUUGACAAGGGGAAUGAAGGCCUUUGACACCUGCUGCAAGAAAUGCGCUCAAGGGAAGGGAGGGCACGAUGCCAAUUGUGGUGGCUCUGCAGCACCCUUGGGGCGAAAAGAUACCAGUCUUCUGGAAGAUCCCAGGUCCUGGUUGAAUGGCUUGCUCUCCUCGGAGGAGACGUUGAACAAACACGUAAGCAAAGUCCUGGCAAGCGCUGGAAAGGAUGGUUCUCUGACGGCUGAGCUGGCCAAGGAGGCGGUUUCCCGACAUCUUUUGCAGCCCAUUGGCAUCACCUUGCAGGUGAAUGACCGCGCGGCUUCAGAGUGGGUCUCAACUUAUGGCACGGGAGGCGUACUGGACAAAGCAGCUUUUACCAAGCUGGCACAAGUGUUGAUACAGGAUCGACUGCAAGCAUGGUUCCCCGAGAAGCUCUGUGCGCAGAUCCACAACUUUGUUCGCAAGAACCCUGUUGCUAACGUCGAAUCUGUCUAUGAAGUUGGACGGCUCCUAGGAGAAGGCAGCUUCGGAAAAGUGUAUGAUGUCAAGCACCGCGUUUCGGGUGAAUCCCGCGUUUGCAAGAAGAUUGCCAAGCUGAAGGGGAAAAUCGGUAUGAAGGUGGAAGAGAUUCUACAAGAGAUUGAAAGCAUGGCGAUGUUGGAUCACCCCAAUGUCAUCAAGGUCUAUGAAUACUUUGAAGACAAAGAAAGUGUCUCACAGAUCAUGGAGCCUUGCUGUGGAGGUGAGUUACAAGACAAAAUCAACGACGUGUUUCAGAAGGGACAGCCGAGAUAUGCUGAGACUUUUGUUUGCGAUGUCAUGAAGCAGACUCUGAGAGCACUUGCUUUCAUGCACAGCCACAACUUCAUGCACAAGGAUCUGAAACCGCAAAACAUCAUGUUGGUGAGCAAAGACUCGUCAUCCAUCAAAGUAAUUGACUUUGGCUUGGCAGAGCUCUUUGAGCCAGAUCAGAAGCAUUCUGAUGCAUUUGGCGGAACUUUGCUGUAUAUGGCACCAGAGGUUUUUAAGCUCAAGCUGGAAUUCAAGUCAGACAUUUGGAGUGCUGGAGUGAUUUUAUACAAUCUUUUGACAGGUGACUAUCCCUUCAUGGCCACUUGGCCCUUGCCGAAAGGGAAGACAAUGGAAUGGUGGCAAAGUGAGCUCACACGAUCCAUCCAAGAGGAUCGUUUCCGUGACAACAAACUGCUUCCAUCUUGGUCGCCUGAGAGUCUGGAUCUACUCCGCAUCACCUUGGAAAAGGAUGUGAGAAACCGCCCUGAAGCAGCAGGUUGCCUUGAGCAUCCCUGGUUCACCAAACAUGAGGCAGCUCCCCCACCUCUAUCAGUUGGCGUGACGCAAUGCCUUGAAGCAUAUGCUCUGCAGCCGGAAAUGAAGAAGGCAAUUUUUUUGCUGAUUGCACACAUGUGCACGGCGCCGGCGCUACAAGAGCUGCGGGCAAUCUUCACGCACUUCGACGUCCUCAACAGGGGCGCCUUAUCACUAUCUCACUUCAGAGAAGUGCUGUUCAAAUCUGGAAUGGCAUCUUUGCAGGUGGAGCGAAUAACCCAUGCUUUGGACCAGGACAAAAGUGGUGCGGUGACGUGGACAGAGUUCCUUGCCGCAGCGCUUUGUGUCAGUGUGUGUAGAAACAGGCGCUUGGUCGAGGCGGCAUUUUCCGUCUUUGACAAAGACGGGGACGGCAAGGUGAGCUUGGAAGAUUUUUCCGACUACUUCGCACUUGGAGAUGAAAGAGAGGUGUGGUUGAGGCAUUUGCCCAGACAGCUUCAGAUCAUCGGUGACAAAGGACCUGAUGGCAAGUACACAAAGGUCGCAUUCUCAGACAGAUUUGUGGUGUCAAAGAGAAUUGGUGCGCGCUUUCUGAGGAGCAAUUUGUGGAGUACGUUGGCAAACGCAUGGGCCUCAGGUUCAGUUUUUUGCGGAUGUACAACCUCAUGAAAAGUCUGAUAAAACUUGAAUUCUAUAGUAGUUGCAACCGAAUUUCCACAUUAUUGGUGCUGCAAAGGCAUGGUUGUGACAUCCGGCGAUGCCCUAAUGGCAGUUGGCUAAUAUUGUUACAAAA
This is a messenger RNA of Cladocopium goreaui, 2417 nucleotides long. The record is from the annotation of a GenBank genome assembly. NCBI's taxonomy places the organism in Eukaryota, Dinophyceae, Suessiales, Symbiodiniaceae.